Diatraea saccharalis (sugarcane borer) is the source of this 2740-nucleotide messenger RNA. NCBI's taxonomy places the organism in Eukaryota, Metazoa, Arthropoda, Insecta, Lepidoptera, Crambidae. The record is from the annotation of a GenBank genome assembly.
AAUAUGGCGGCCGUUAGCUUAUCGUGAAAUUAAGUUUUGUUUGCCAGCGUCGCCCAAAUUAGUACUGUAAAUAAGUGAUAAAAGUUACUAUUAAAGUAAUAAUCAAGUAGUUCAUUUAAUAAAUAAGUGUUUAGUGCAUUAUAAAGUUUUGAAUAUCCUCGAGAAACAUGUACGACGAUAGACGUGGCGGUCGUGGUGGUGGACGAGGUGGAGGUAGAGGGCGGGGCGGAAGUCGUGGUGGAGGUGGGUUUCGCGGCGGCCGUUCCGAUGACAGAUCUUCGGAUCGUAGCCGCGGAGGGGGUGGUCGUGGCCGCGGCGGCAGAGAUGGACGCGAUGGAGGCAGAGAUGGCGGCGGCCGAGGGUUCAGUAGCCGCGGACGCGACGAUUUCCGUAGCAAUUUCAAGAAUGAGCAACCCGGCGGUGGUCUACGGAAAAUUCGCUGGGACAACGUUCAGCUCACGCCGUUCCAGAAAAACUUCUAUGUUCCACAUCCAAAUGUUCAGAGGCGUCCUGCUGCAGAAGUAGAAGCAUACCGUAGCCAAAAUCAAAUUACAGUACGCGGUCGCGAUGUCCCUGCUCCUAGCAUGUACUUUGAAGAAGGUGGUUUCCCUGAUUAUGCUAUGAAAGAAAUCCUGAAACAAGGAUUCCCUCAUCCAACUCCUAUUCAAGCACAAGGGUGGCCAAUCGCUCUCUCUGGGCGUGACAUGGUUGGAAUCGCACAGACGGGAUCUGGAAAGACAUUAGCAUACAUUCUUCCUGCUAUAGUCCAUAUUAUUAAUCAGCCUAGAUUGCUGAGAGAUGAAGGUCCAAUUGUACUUGUCCUAGCUCCUACUAGGGAGUUGGCUCAACAAAUCCAGCAGGUGGCCAAUGAUUUUGGCCAAAGUGUACAAGUGAGAAACACUUGCGUCUUUGGAGGUGCUCCAAAGGGACCUCAAGGCCGUUGCCUGGAGAGGGGUGUGGAAAUUGUGAUAGCGACACCAGGAAGACUGAUAGACUUUUUGGAGAAAGAUACAACAAAUCUUAAGAGGUGCACAUAUUUGGUGUUAGAUGAAGCUGACAGAAUGUUGGAUAUGGGUUUUGAGCCUCAGAUCCGGAAGAUUAUUGAGCAAAUCAGGCCAGAUAGGCAGGUGCUCAUGUGGUCUGCUACCUGGCCAAAGGAAGUCCAAAACCUUGCUGAAGAGUUCUUGCAUGAUUAUAUCCAGAUCAACAUUGGUUCUCUCUCGCUAUCAGCCAAUCAUAACAUCUUACAGAUUGUUGAUGUGUGUGAAGAAUGGGAGAAGAAUGAUAAGCUUAUCACACUGCUUACUGAGAUAUCAUCUGAGGAGGAAACUAAAACAAUUAUAUUCGCUGAAACUAAGAGAAAGGUUGAUGACAUAACAAAAGCUAUAAACCGUGCUGGUUGGCGAGCCCUUGCUAUCCAUGGAGAUAAAAAUCAACUAGAUCGUGAUUACGUCCUCAAUCAGUUCCGCCAAUCGAACGGUGGUAUUCUGGUCGCUACAGAUGUCGCAGCUAGAGGGUUAGACGUGGAGGAUGUGAAAUUUGUAAUAAACUAUGACUAUCCGAAUAAUUCUGAGGACUAUGUGCACCGUAUCGGACGUACUGGUCGCUCCCAAAACACUGGCACUGCUUAUACGCUGUUCACACCAAAUAAUGCUGCUAAGGCAAAGGAUCUCAUGUCAGUGCUGCAAGAAGCUAAUCAAGUAGUGAACCCUAAAUUAUUAGAGCUAGCUCAGUGUGGUAUGGGAUUCAAAGGAAAAUAUGGUCGCGGCAGGUACCGUGAUAACGACGACGGGGACAGCCGCGGGGGACGCGGGCGAGGGGGCCGCGGGGGUCGCGGUGGUGUAUCACGACGUGGAGAUAGGGGAGGAUCUCGGUGGGACAAUUCGGAAGGUGGCGGCGGCGGCUCGGGUUUCAGUCGCGACGGUCGGCAGGGCUUCGGCAACAAAGACGGCGGCAGCGGAGGGUUCAACAGAGACAGCUCUAGCUACGGCAGCCGACAGGACGGCGGCGGGUUCCGCGGUGGCCGCGGGGGCACGCGAGGGGGAGGGGGCACGCGCGGGGGGCGGGGAUCCUUCUCACAGAACAAUUACAACCAGUCCUCCGGAUACCAGAACCAAGGAGGAUACCAAAACUCAGGCUUCAAGACUCAAUCACAAGGAUACCAACAAGGACAGAACUUCAGUGUACCUCCACCAAGUAGCUACUAUAAUAUGUAUUCUCAACCACCGCCACCUCCGGGCAAUAAGUUCGCUGCUAAGUAAAUUUAGAGUAACUCUUAACAUAUCCGCUCAUGUCUACAUGAGCUGUAUAUUUUUCUUUAUAAUAAAAUUCACCUCGAAAUAGUUUUGCACUGAGACUCUAAAAACAUGCUGUCUUAAACUUGUUUCGAUUGUAAGUUUCCAAACACCUAAUAGUUUAAAUGCAAUAAUGUAUACAAAUGUUUUAUUAAAUCCUAGAAUGAGCUGUAAUUACGGAAAUUUGUGAUAUAAUAGAUAUAUGUUUUAUGUUUCUAAAGAUUUGCCAUUUAGUGAUUUGGAAAUCAAGACUACAUUGAAUUUAUUUAUAGAUUAACUAAUUAGUGUAACUAGGGAAUCGGCGACCUAAAUCUUUAGUGCCGUCUUAAUGAAUCUGCUUAUUAUUUUUUGCAUACUAUUUUUCCCAAUAGAAGUUACAUUCCUUCCUAUAUAGUAGGUACAUAAUUGUAACUAAAACAGUUUAAGUAAUGUGCAAUUCAUGUAUU